AUGGAGAGAGAGGCUGCUAGUGCCGCCGCAGCUACUGCUACCGCAGAAGCAACCGCCGCCGCUGCCGAUGCGUUUAACCGCCCCGUAGCCGAAGCAUUCGUCUAUAGCGAUAAUAGUCCGGACAAUGCUUCAGAUAAGGAUGUAGCCACUCCGAUUAAGGAGACUACUUCUGCAGAGAGGGCCCGAGGGCCAACGAUUGCCUCAACUUCGAAGCUCGCAUUUUCGAAGCCAAGAAGAGAGACAAGGGACAUGUCUCAGGACGCCCCAACCAAUUCUUCGGAUGAAACUCAGAAAGAAAAGCCCCCAAUUAUAGGGGACAAAGACGAAUCUCAGAAGAUACCUGCACCGGAACCAGAAGAGGAGGCAAGCUCAAGUGGCAAACCCGAAUCUAUGUCCGAAACCACUGAGCCAACGCGCAUAAGUAAGUUUACGACUGAAAACGCUGAUCUUAAGAAUCAGCUAGCCGCUCUUAAGAAAGGCAUGACUGUUGAACAUGUAGAUCGAAUGUAUGGAUCAGGAAAGCACUCACAGCACUUAUGCGAGCACGUUUCUCCCGGCACUACUGAAGCCCUACAGAAGUGGACAGAACAUCGACAGGCGAUUACGCCCGAAAAGCGUAAGGACCUGAGCACCAAAUGUAUGGCAGUAGACCCAGAUGUACUCAGCGUAUCUAUACCUUACGAGGAACUACCACCGGAAGUCCAGGACCUUGCUUCGCCCGUACUUUCGCCCGGCCAUGAGUCGCCUGUCCUUGAAGGUAUUGUAGACCCAGAGGCAGGUAGAAACACUCCGCCGCCUCUACCAGAUUGGGGAGAACCUCGCCGUCGGGAACCAGUUAAAACUGGAUAUGUCGUCCAUAAGGCAAUACCACCCGAACUCCUAAGGCCAACACCUAUCCCAGGAACCGAGCACAGACAGGCCUCGACGAUAGAUUUUACACGGGGUAAUAAGAACCCUCGUAGACGUAUUAACGACGUUGAAUUUAAUCGUUUCGAUCGCACCGCUGUGCACCAACCCGCAGAAGAUUUCCUCUCUGAUGAGGUGGCCGAACUUAAUAAAGCGGUCGACUUCUACACCAAAGAUAUAGAAAUCGCUCAUGGAGAGCAUCGUGAAGAAGAUGUGUCGUAUUAUGCUAAUAUAACAGCGAUCAAGCAGAAGCGCAUCGAUCAGCUACUUCAAGCCCAACGUGGACAAGACCACCGGGACAACCAGAAGUACAAGGGACAGAUCAGUCGACUUAAGUCGAACUGGGAUGCCAACAGCAAGCAGGUCAAAUUCAUAAAUAACCAUGACCUCGACACGCUAACCCUUAUUGAUCCUGCAGAGACAUCCCUAUUAAGCAAGGACAUGCGUAGUCCUGGACUGAGUUCAAUUCUAACUGAACCAGUCGAGAAUACACCUAUUCAGAGUUACAUUCUGAAACUCGAUGCAGAUCUGAAGCGUCCCGAUAUAGCAAAGGACAAGGCUCAGAAAUGGUACGAGUUCCUGGCUAAGCAUGUGUUUUGCAAGAACAUAGGGAACAACGACCGAGAGAGUCUGUACACUGAGUUGCGACGUAAUUGCGCCACUGAGGCACGAGACAAGGGACAUGAAACAAAGUUCCAUCUGUCUCGACUUAAGUGGGAACAGUUUUAUGAUACUGUAUCCACUCUUUACCCCGCACACCGAAUAUUCUCGAAGGGAAAGGCGGUAAAUAGUAAACCGCGCGAGCUUCGUGAUCAAAGAUACCUCUCACGCCAGACGUCCGAUGAUAAGCCUCAUCAGACGUGUCCUAACCAGACACGUGCACGCGACUCCGCGGAACCAAAGGAUAAGGAACCUCCAUAUAAGGAGAUUAAGAAAUGUGCCGACACCCAGUGUGGGUAUGACAUGUACCAAUUGAUCCCUAACGGUUAUUGGAAAGAAAGGCAUGCACCCAACUGUACACACUUCCUUGCGAGGUGCGAUAAGUGUGAGAAGACCGAUGGCUAUCACGCCACGUCUUGUGACACGAAACCCGACAUUAAGUUGGAGUGA
Messenger RNA from Sphaeroforma arctica JP610, 2016 nucleotides. RefSeq lists its product as hypothetical. The transcript has 2 exons. Lineage: Eukaryota; Ichthyosporea; Ichthyophonida. The record is from RefSeq and is a predicted model, not a curated record. The coding region runs from base 1 to 2016 and encodes 671 amino acids.